Molecule: messenger RNA, 1233 nt
Organism: Aspergillus versicolor CBS 583.65
Lineage: Eukaryota; Fungi; Ascomycota; Eurotiomycetes; Eurotiales; Aspergillaceae
Product: alpha/beta hydrolase
Exons: 3
Coding region: 1-1233 (410 amino acids)
Source: RefSeq, a predicted model, not a curated record
AUGGCCUUCAUAGUCACGGAGCACUCCCUACCAUGUCAACAUUUGAGGGAGUACGAUCAUGCUACCACUUCAGAAGAAACAGUCCUGCGUCUUGCGGUCAAGGAAUAUAUUCCAAGAGAGAACCUCAGUCCAGCACCCGGAGAUGUGACUAUCAUUAGUGCUCAUGCCAAUGGGUUCACCAAGGAACUGUAUGAGCCCUUGUGGGAAGACAUGGUCAAGUCUCUCAAGGAUAUGGGUAUUUCGGUGCGAGCAAUAUGGAUGGCCGACUUUGCAACCCAAGGUGCGAGCUACGUCCUUAACGAGGACAAGAUCGGAAACGAGCCUUCCUGGAAUGAUCAUUCCCGCGAUCUACUUCAUCUAGUGAAUACAUUCCGCGACAGGAUGCCUCGACCAAUUGUCGGAGUAGGGCACAGCAUGGGGGCUUGUCAGAUUGUGAACCUGGCUUUGAUGCACCCGAGUCUCUUCUUGACCCUAGUUCUUGUUGAGCCGGGCAUUAUGCGACAUCACACACUCGAGCGUAACUGGGUUCCAGCAAAGGCCUCUGCUGAUCGCCGUGACAUCUGGCCCAGCAAGGACGCAGCAGCUAACAGUUUGCGAGCUAAGGCUCUGUACCAGAAGUGGGACCCUCGUGUGUUUGAGCGGUUCCAGCAAUACGGACUCCGACAAUUGCCUACUUUGCUAUAUCCUGAGAGCACAGGGAACGAAGUGACACUGACAACACCGAGGCACCAGGAAGUGUUGGUAUAUUUAAGAUUGAUAUCCGAUCAAGCCCAACCAGACCGACAAACAGCAUUGGACUUUGAUCAUUCAGCCGACCAGAUUUCGCCGUUUUAUUGUCCUGCCCCUGUCAUGGCCUUUCAUCAAAUCCCACACCUACGACCUAGCGUUCUGUACAUUUUAGGAAACGAUGUCCCUAAUGCUGUCACCGAGAUGGCCAAGGAUAGACUUGAAAAUACGGGAACUGGAGUUGGUGGUUCUGGCGGGACUGCCAGUGGGCGUGUCGAGUCCAUCACCCUUGAUGGAAGCCAUCUGCUGCCGCUUGAGAAUGUACAGGAGACUGCCGAACAAGCAUCGUGUUGGAUUAGCAAGGAGGUGCAACAUUGGAAGCGUCUGAGCCAUGAGAGAGAGCGACAAUGGGCCCCUCUCACAUUGAGGGAGCGGCAGACAUUCAGUCUGGCAUUUCGCGAGGCUUUGCAGAAAGGGCCUACACAGCGUCCCCAUAAUAAGCUGUGA